GAUAUAUGAUUGUGGUCUGAAGGAUUUAUAGGGGGGCAUUGGGUGGUGACGGCAAAGGGUAGGGAACACAUCUGAAAAUUGUAACUGUGUUCGCAGGCUGUGUCUGUGCAAAUAAGUAACACUCACUGUUCCAACAAGCAUCACUGGCCAAUACACACUAUAGUGUGUGGGCUGAUUCCUGGCACUUCCAGCUGUUUCAUACCGAGUAUCAGUCUCUGCUUUUCUCUUCAGUAAUGCGCAAGCUAACCUACCCUUUCUUCUCUCGUGGCCCCCUCCUGCCCCUUGGCAGGGGCUCCAGGCUGGCUGCAGUACUCUUUAAUCCAUGGAAAAGUUUGCUGGCAGUGAGGGCAGUAGCGAGUGUGGUGUCCGGAGUGAAAACUUCCACACAAGUCAGGGAACGACUGAAGAAUGAAGUGAAACUGAUGAAGGAGCAAGUCCCAGGAUUUCGGCCUGGCUUGGCUAUUCUGCAAGUUGGAGACAGGGAUGAUUCGAACCUGUACAUCAGUAUGAAACUGAAAGCAGCUGCUGAGAUUGGAAUGAAUGCCAACCACAUGAAGAUGCCAAAAACUGCCACUGAAGAUGAGGUGCUGAGUAGCAUCACUCACAUUAACGAAGACCCUAGUGUGCAUGGACUCAUUGUACAGCUCCCGCUGGACUCCAUUAAUCCAAUCGAUGUUGAGAAAGUAACAAAUGCUGUUGCCCCUGAAAAGGAUGUUGAUGGAUUAACAAGCAUCAAUGCGGGGAAGCUGGCUCGAGGAGACCUAAACGACUGCUUCAUCCCCUGUACUCCCAAAGGCUGCCUGGAGCUGAUCAAACAGACUGGUGUGAAGAUACCCGGCUCCCAGGCAGUUGUUAUUGGGAGGAGCAAGAUUGUUGGCGCUCCCAUGCGUGACCUGCUGGUGUCGAGCAAUGCCACAGUGACCACCUGCCAUUCUAAGACAGCAGACCUCCAGGGUGAGGUUGGCCGAGCAGACAUCCUGGUAGUUGGAGCUGGCAAAGCAGAAAUGGUGAAAGGCAGCUGGAUCAAACCUGGAGCUGUGGUCAUCGACUGUGGAAUAAACCAUGUUCCUGACAGCACAAAGCCAAGUGGAAAGCGAGUGGUUGGUGACGUGGACUACAGUGAGGCCAAGAAGGUGGCUUCGUUCAUUACCCCAGUGCCUGGUGGUGUGGGGCCAAUGACUGUCUGUAUGCUUAUGGCGAACACCGUUGAGAGUGCCAAACGUUUCCUGGAGAAAUGCAAGCCUGGCAAGUGGGCCAUUCAGUACACGAAGCUUCGUCGUGUGGAGCCUGUGCCCAGUGACAUUGUCAUCUCACGAUCUUGUACACCAAAGCAUAUCAGCCGUGUGGCUAAGGAAGUUGGCUUGUUAUCCGAUGAAGUGGAACUGUACGGCAAGUCAAAGGCAAAGGUACUUCUGACCACUCUGAAACGCCUAAAGGACCAACCAGAUGGGAAAUAUGUUGUUGUCACAGGCAUCACCCCGACUCCCCUAGGUGAAGGCAAGAGCACAACGACGAUUGGCCUGGCCCAAGCCAUCGGUGCUCACUUGGAUAUUAAUGUGUUCGCCUGUGUCCGACAACCAUCCCAGGGCCCCACCUUUGGAAUUAAAGGUGGUGCUGCUGGCGGAGGAUAUUCCCAGGUCAUCCCAAUGGAAGAGUUCAAUCUUCAUCUGACUGGUGACAUCCAUGCCAUCACUGCCGCUAACAACCUGGUUGCUGCUGCCAUCGAUGCCCGCAUGUUCCAUGAGGCUACUCAGUCUGACAAGGCUUUGUAUAACCGUUUGGUCCCUUUGAAUAAAGGUGUAAAGGCAUUCAGUGACAUACAGCUGAAGAGAUUGCAGAAACUUGGAAUUAACAAAACUGAUCCUACUGCGCUGACUGACGACGAGAUAAAUCGCUUUGUGAGGCUGGACAUUGAACAAGAUUCUAUCACCUGGCAACGAGUAAUAGACACCAAUGACAGAUUUCUGAGGAAGAUUACAAUCGGCCAGUCCCCCACUGAGAAGGGAUUCACCAGAACAGCGCAGUUUGACAUUACAGUGGCAAGCGAGAUCAUGGCUGUAUUGGCACUGACAGAUGGAUUAAAGGACAUGCGGGAACGGUUGGGAAAUAUGGUUGUUGCUUCCAGUAAGAAAGGAGAACCAGUCACCACGGACGAUUUGGGCAUCAGUGGAGCCCUUGCUGUGCUAAUGAAAGACGCCAUUAAACCCAACCUCAUGCAGACAUUGGAGGGGACUCCAGUGUUUGUCCACGCAGGACCUUUCGCCAACAUUGCACAUGGAAACUCCUCAGUUCUGGCAGACAAAAUAGCAUUAAAGCUGGUUGGGCCCAGUGGCUUUGUAGUGACGGAGGCGGGAUUUGGAGCGGACAUCGGAAUGGAGAAGUUCUUCAACAUUAAGUGCAGGUACUCAGGUCUACGUCCCCACGUGGUGGUGCUGGUUGCUACAGUACGAGCUCUGAAGAUGCACGGCGGUGGCCCCACUGUGACAGCCGGUGUCCCCUUGCCUAAGGAAUAUACUGAAGAGAACCUGGACCUGCUGGCGAAGGGCUGCAGUAACCUUCGGAAACAGAUCGAGAACGCAAACUCAUUCGGGGUCGCAGUGGUAGUGGCAGUCAAUGCCUUCAAGUCAGACAGCAAGGCUGAGCUGGAGUUAGUCUGCAGUAUGGCCAAGGAAGUGGGCGCAUUUGAUGCAGUGACGUGCACUCACUGGGCUGAAGGAGGGCUGGGAGCCGUUGAGUUGGCAAAGGCUGUGCAGAGGGCUUCGGAGUUGCACAGUGACUUCAAAUUCCUCUAUGAUUUAGAACUGCCUAUUGUGGACAAAAUCCGUACUAUAGCCCAGAGGAUCUACGGUGCUGCAGAUGUGGAGCUCAGUCCUGAAGCACAGCAUAAGGUGGAGGUUUACACCAAGCAGGGAUUUGCCGGCCUUCCUAUCUGCAUGGCCAAGACUCACCUGUCGUUGUCCCAUGAGCCAGAGAAGAAGGGAGCACCAACUGGGUUUGUUCUGCCAAUCCGGGAUAUCAGGGCAAGCGUUGGUGCUGGGUUCCUCUACCCACUGGUGGGCACUAUGAGCACCAUGCCAGGACUGCCAACCCGACCCUGCUUUUAUGACAUUGAUUUGGACCCUGAGACUCAAGAAGUGAACGGACUCUUCUAACUGCAGACCACAGUGAAAGUGUACAAAAAAUUGGAGAGUCCUCCAGCAGAUCCGGAAUGCAGCUGAUUUCAUUUCCAAACUCCUGUUUACAAACAACACACAGUGCCAGGGAUUGCCUUCCAUCCUGCUUCUAGAUCCACAGUCAACCACAAUAACAGAACUUCUGAAUCAUGAGCUGACAAUCAAUAAAAGUUCACUCGCAUGCUCUAAUUUUCUAUCAGAAUAAAAGAUUGAUUU
Mobula hypostoma (lesser devil ray) is the source of this 3389-nucleotide messenger RNA. It is a transcript of the gene mthfd1b, whose product is annotated as methylenetetrahydrofolate dehydrogenase (NADP+ dependent) 1b. The coding region runs from base 234 to 3152 and encodes 972 amino acids. Gene Ontology annotation, cellular component: cytosol. The record is from RefSeq and is a predicted model, not a curated record. Gene Ontology annotation, biological process: tetrahydrofolate interconversion. Gene Ontology annotation, molecular function: formate-tetrahydrofolate ligase activity; methenyltetrahydrofolate cyclohydrolase activity; methylenetetrahydrofolate dehydrogenase (NADP+) activity. Lineage: Eukaryota; Metazoa; Chordata; Chondrichthyes; Myliobatiformes; Myliobatidae. The transcript has 28 exons.